AUGAGGAUCAGCAAAAGUGCCCCAGAUCUCCUGAAGAAGGCAGUGACGUCCGUUAAGAGCAAGACUGAUGCUCUAAGAACAAAGCUCAUCAUUCUGGCCUCUGUGCGCCGAAGGUUGGCGAUGGUCCGUGCGAUGUCUCGCCAGAUCCAUGAGCUUGUCGCGUCGGACAGCCGGGAGAGGCCGACUAGGGUGGAGCACCACAGGAAGGCUCUCACGAUGCCCAAGGCAAUGAUGAAGAGCGAGGAGCCGGCUGGUGAUCACGGUUCUAGGGCACAUCCUGGUCUGUUUGAGGGAAAUUACCAUGGCUACCCAGACUGGACCAAUUCCCUCUUAGAAGAUGACAAGUGUUACAGGAAUGAGGAGGAUGACCAUGACGACGACGACCACGAUGAUCUUGGUAUUCUUGAUGCGCUUCAUGAAGAGCCAUCGGUCAUCGAGAUCAUAAGGAGCAAGCGGGAGGCUGAAGGUCUGGAGUUCAACAUGGACCAUGACAUCGACGAGGCCUGUGACAUGUUCAUUAGGAGGUUCCGAAGCCGGAUGAACCGGAGCUCUAGUGAUCUUUGUAUUAGCGAAUAG
Miscanthus lutarioriparius is the source of this 576-nucleotide messenger RNA. Lineage: Eukaryota; Viridiplantae; Streptophyta; Magnoliopsida; Poales; Poaceae. The record is from the annotation of a GenBank genome assembly.